This is a messenger RNA of Cylas formicarius (sweet potato weevil), 1487 nucleotides long. RefSeq names its product putative inorganic phosphate cotransporter. The transcript has 8 exons. Bases 81 to 1487 code for a protein of 468 amino acids. The record is from RefSeq and is a predicted model, not a curated record. NCBI's taxonomy places the organism in Eukaryota, Metazoa, Arthropoda, Insecta, Coleoptera, Brentidae. Gene Ontology annotation, biological process: monoatomic anion transport; transmembrane transport. Gene Ontology annotation, molecular function: transmembrane transporter activity. Gene Ontology annotation, cellular component: plasma membrane.
GUAGGUAUAUUAUCACAUUAAAACAUUUAAUAAAAGUCGUCUAAAAUUUUACUCUUAAAUUUUUCACUCAAGCAUUUGUAAUGACAGUGAAGUGCGAAUCUGAAAGCUCUGGAAAAUGUCAACAGGAACAACUGCGUCUUCCUGCUUUUGGCAAAAGACACGUACAGGGUUUUUUGAUGUUCUUGUGCCUCAUGGUCGAACAAGGAGGAAGAGGUACUAUCAACGUCGCGAUUGUCUCUAUGACUAACCAAAAUGAGACAAAUCCAAACAUACCGACGUACGAUUGGGACAACAGCAACAUAGUGCUCUCUUCAUUUACAUGGGGCUACCUAGUUCUGCAAGUCCUGGCUGGCCAGGUUGGCGGUAGCCACGGUUACAAAUGGCUAGCUUUCACAGCAAUGGCAGUCAAUUCCCUAGCCUGCUUAUUAAUACCUCUGGCAGCUGCUUAUCUAGGCUCUUACGGAGUUAUGGGGUGCAGGGUGGUUCAAGGCCUUGCUCAAGGCUUCUUUUUCCCUAUAGCCUAUCUUAUGUUGAGCAAAUGGGCACCGGAAGAAGAAAGAAGUCGUAUGAUGACAUUCGUUUACUCAGGUAUUCUUGUAGCGGGAAUAAUAACAGGUCCGGUUACUGGCUACAUAUGUGCAUCUUCGGUCGGUUGGCCAGUAGGGUUUUACGUGUUUGGAAGCGUCGGUCUCUUGUGGUGCCUCUUAUGGCUGUUCAUGGGUUACGACAGUCCUGCUGUACAUCCCACGAUCAGUCCCCAGGAAAGAAAAUAUAUCGAAGAAUCGCUGGGACAUCAUGAAGCCGCGGAGGUAGUUCCAACACCGUGGAAGGCUAUAUUCACGUCGAUUCAUUUUUGGGCUAUUGUGGUCGCUUCAAUUGGUACUUCUUAUGGCGCUACUUUCCUCUCGACAGAGAUGAAUCAGUACUUAGUUAAGGCUAUGAAAUUCAACGUUGAAUCGAGUGGGGUGGCAACUGCUAUGCCGGCGGUUGCGGCUAUAGUGACAACACCAUUUUACGGAUUCAUAUCCGACCUUAUCAACAAGAAAAAAUGGCUAUCGCGGUUGAAUUCGCGACGACUGUUUCAACUUUAUGCGUGCUAUCCCCAAACCAUAAUUCUAAUUUGGAUGGCGUUCUUAACAAAAUCGCAGGGAAUUUUAGCAGCUGCGUUGCCUGUGCUGUCAUUUAGUGCGCUAGGCGGUAUCGUUUUCGGAUUAAACGUUAAUAUUCUCGACUUGUCGUCGAGGUUCUCCGGAGUUACUCAAGGCUUUGCCAAUACCCUAGGCUCCGCUUUUGGAUUAGUGGCUCCGUUAGUGGUUCAGUACACAGUACCCCAUAUGGACGAUCCAGAGGAAUGGAGACUUCCAUUUCUGAUAUGCGCCGCUGCAUAUGGAGUGUCGGCGACAUUUUUUGCAAUUUUCGCAUCCGGUAAUAAGCAGUGGUGGGACAGUGGACCGAUCAAAAUCACCAGUGACACCGAGAAGGUUUGA